Messenger RNA from Gasterosteus aculeatus aculeatus (three-spined stickleback), 3389 nucleotides. It is a transcript of the gene vash2, whose product is annotated as vasohibin 2. NCBI's taxonomy places the organism in Eukaryota, Metazoa, Chordata, Actinopteri, Perciformes, Gasterosteidae. Gene Ontology annotation, cellular component: cytoplasm. Gene Ontology annotation, biological process: regulation of angiogenesis. The record is from RefSeq and is a predicted model, not a curated record.
GGGGAUACGGGCAGCGGAGAGAUAGAGAGCGAACGGGCGGGUGGCUGGAGGGUCCGGUUUAUCCCCAGUGAUUCAAUCAUGUGAGGGAUUAAAAGAAGACCUUUUGUUCUCGACAUGAAGUCGGGAUUUCUGGGGAGGUUAAUACCGAGGAGCCGUGACGGGUGCUGACGGGAAGGAAUGCAGAGAGGAGGUUUGCUGUGGAAGAUCAACAUGAACCGUCCGACACUGACCAACACGGAGAAGCUGUUGUAGCUGGGGGAGGAUCGCCCGCCCCAACCUCUCCUCCUCCUCCUCCUCGUCCCUCUCUGGGAUCCAUGACCGGACCCAACUCCCCCAGCCGGACCGGCACCACCCCGGCCAAGCUGAGCAGGCACGGCCGAUCCAAGAGCACCAGCGCGCACUGCCUCCUCCGCUGCAGCACCCGGGAGGAGUCCGCCGCCUCCCCCCCCAACAACAGCACCCGCUCCCCCGGGGAGGAGGAGGAGAAGGAUGGAGGGGUUCUUUUCUACGUGAACAGGACCGGUUUCCCCAUUGAAGAUCCAACGUGGGACAGGAUGUGGUCCCACGUGGCCGCCGUGCACCCCGAGGGUCAGGAGAUGGUUGACAGGAUACGAAAUGCGGCGUACCUUCCCAAGCAUCCCGUUCCCUCGGUCCCGACCUUCAGACCCUCCAUGUCGGUCCCUGAUUGGCUGGUGGCCAUCCAGAACUACAUGAAGGCUCUGCAAUACAACCACACAGGAACCCAGUUCUUUGAGAUCAAGAAGAGCCGCCCACUGAGCGGGUUAAUGGAGACCGCAAGAGAGAUGAUCAGAGAGUCUCUGCCAAUCAAAUGUCUUGAAGCCGUCAUCUUGGGAGUCUACCUGACCAACGGGCUGACGUCUCUGGAGCGCUUCCCCAUCAGCUUUAAGACGCAGUUCUCGGGCCACUGCUUCCACCACGUGGUGCUCGGCGUGCACUGCAACGGGCGCUACGGCACGCUGGGCAUGAGCCGCCGCCAGGACCUGAUGGACAAGCCGCUGACGCACCGCACGCUGGGCGAGCUGGUGGCCGAGUUCGAGAGCUCCUACAAGAUGUACCAGCACACCCUGAAGAAGGUGAAGAUCGGCCUCUACGUGCCCCACGACCCCCACGUGUGCCAGUCCAUCGAGUGGAAGCACCUGGUGCUGAACGCCGCCCGGCUCGGCCCUCAGGAGAUGAGGAAGGAGCUGGAGAAGCACGGCCGCGACAUGAGGAUGAAGAUCCUCAAAUCGUCCAGCGCACAGUCACCGAUCAAGGAGCGCACCCGGGGGAAGUCCUUAUCGCCACGACGUCGACAGAGCAGUCCCCAGCGCCGCCUCCUGCACCGCAGAGACAAAUCGCCGGCCUCAGUGGAGAGGAAACCUCCGGAGCUCAGCACCCUCAACGACGGCUACCAGAUCCGCAUCUGAUGGCGUCUUCACCUCCGUCGAGUUGACAACCGCCUUGUGGCCACACACACACACACACACACACACAGCUCCCCCCUCACCUCUACACAUCACCACCACGCUCAUCUGGCAGUAAGAAAUGAAAGGAACCAGAUGCAGACGGCGUGGAGAGGAAAGGUCACCAUGACAACAAGAUGUUAGCUUCCCCCUGCAGAUACAGAUGUGUAUCGGGGGGGUGACCUGUUGUUUAAGGCCAGCUAUUGUAAUGAGAGAGGAAGAAGGAGAGGAAGGGAAGGGAGCAGGAGAGGAGGUGGGCGAGAGGAAAGGAGGAGUCACUGCAGGAGAUCAGUGAGCGAGUUGAUUCUCCCUUCGAGGCCUUUGAGGGAAUCCCGACAGGAGCGUUUGACCUUCAACCUCUCCGACUCUCACGGGUGUCGAACACGCGGCGUGUUGUUUGUUCACGCCGGCUCCUCCCACCGACCGAGAGUCCACAUGUGGACGAGGACGACGUAGCUCCGCUCAACGAGAGGCCUCCGAGGACGUCCUCCCAACGACUGUUAAUGAGGACAAGGGACCCAUGUGACCUCCCAAUGUCCCGUCACUUCUUCUUGAUCCCUGAGCCUCUUGUCCUGCGCCGCGAGCAGCGGAUCACAAACAAAGCGGCUAAAUGAAAUCCGGGUCUUCCAGCAGGACGAGAGAAACACGCACGUUUCAGAACGGGAACAAUGAACAACCUCGGCCAUUAGAAUACAUCCACAGCCGCCCCUAUGCCCCCCCCCCCCCCCCCCCCCCCCCCCCAACACACACGCCACGCAACAACCAGCUCGCCAUCUUGUAUUAACAAAGAAGAUAAAGACGAUGAAGAAGGGACAGUUGAUACUUUUGAUGCUUUUGUUAGUUAGUAAGAAGCACAAAGCUGAGAUGCAGAAUUCUGCUUCUCACCAGGGGGUCAAUGGGGGAUCAAUGGGGGCCUAAACCCCCCCCCCCCCCCUCCCCCACCACCCCACCCCAAACACGUCUUCUUCUUCACAGUUCAUCUGGAAGGUUUGAGUUUGUUGUUUGUGUUCCUCUUUGAUUCAUUGAUUGUAUGUUGUUAAGAUCACUCGUAGUUGUAGCAGGUGUCUUUUUGUGGCCUUUUGAUUGGUUUCCAAAGUGCUGACACCACGUUACUGUUCUAUGGCACCGAUAUGAAGUCACUUCUCAAACCUUCUGCUUUCUGGAUGAAGGAUGCUCAUUAGUUUCCUGUUGCAUAUCACAUUCACAAGAAAUCCUAAAUUCUCGCAGGACAAAAAACAGUGCGUGUUAAUACUUUGUGUUUGAGCACUGAGCUGCUGAGUUAACGGAAAAUAAAUAUAUAUCAUUUAACUCAAACGUCAAACCAAAUUAAGAUGAAGAACAUACGUUCAGCUUCCAGUGCCUCAGCAGCGCGUGAUCGGAUUGGAUGAUGAGUCAUCACAUGAUUUGAGUUCGGGCUUUCUUUGUGUUGAGUUGUCCACUUGCGUUAAACUAAAGUUAUUGUCCUCUUGUUUCAAUCAACUAUUUCCUUCUUCUGUGGUUUUCCUGCUCCAACACUUCCUGUUUCCUGUUUCCCUUUUGUUUAUUGCAGGUUUUCUGGAAACAUUUAAAAAGCAGACGCAUCUGUGCUGACGCUCAGUGAGCACGAGACCAGCAUGGCAGUGUGUGUGUGUGUGUGUGUCUGUGUGUGUGUGUGUGUGUGUGUGUGCGUCAAAACCCAAACCACUAGAACAAUAUUCAGCCGCUGAUUCACUGAUACACACACACACACACACGCACACACACACACGUGUUGGCGUGUUGAAGGCGUGUGUUCCCCGUGUGACGGCCUGAUGUUUUUUUAUUCGUGUGGAGGAGACGUGACCCUCGUUAGUAUUGAUAUUAUUAUUAUAGUAACUUUUCCUGCAGCGUUUUUUAUCAACAUCUGUAGCAGCAUGUGUUCUUCUAAUAAAUGAUCUAUGUUUUUAA